GGACAUUGUUGUCGCUAUGAUGUAAAUAUGCCUUGUCAAUAAUAUAACGAGAAUUGUUAAAGAAUUUCCUAGUCGCAUUCUCCUUUUAGUUCUAAAGUGCCGUUUCGAAGAGACUUACGUCAUUCGGAGCAUUAUGAAACGUACUAGUUUAACGUGCCCCUUCUGUGCUCAUUGAUAAAGACGAUAAUAGCUGGACAUUAGGUACCUGCGAAAUAGUCGGUUACCCCGAUUAUAAGUCCUGACGAUUGUGGACAAUGGUCCUCUAGGUAGUGCGCGAUGGCAUGAUGGUUGAGUGUCUGAUAUUACCGGCUGAGAAGUAUAAAAUUCUCAAUGAUUAUCACAGAUGUCUUCGUUGUCAUUUGCCUGAUAAUACAUAAGUAGAUACAAUAUGUAAAUGAAUGUAUAGUGGGAUCCGUGAAAAGUGGCGCCGCUUUCUGUAUUUUUGCGCUACGUUUACUCUUUGACGAUCUCUGUCUUUUUUACUUUACCAUACGCCGAGUAUAUCUCUACGUAACUUUUUGAUAGGCCGAACGUUUCCUGGGAGAAGUGAUACAGAGGUGAUAGUCGGCCAUAGAGUAGGGUAGGAUCAGGUAAAAUCCAGUGGGAGCGUAGAAGUCAAGAGUAACGUUAAAAAUUGUGCUAACGGCAAAUUUGUAUGGGAUAUUGAAAAUAGUAUUGAGAAAAAGAGCGCAGAUUGGUACUCUUAAUUGAAAUAGACUCUUCGCUAGGUCUUGAAAGGGAGUUUAGGAUGAUAAAGAAGAGUAGGUGGAUGAAGACUGGAGAACGGUGAACGUGAUUGUAUUGUAUACGCCUACCUAGUAUUCAUUUUAAAAGACGGGGACAGUGAUCCGUGCUCAUUUUAUUAUAAAUAUCAUGCAUGUUCCUGGUAGUUUUCCUGAGGAAUGCGUAUGUGAUAUACUAUUGUACGUCGCUUGUGUUUUGAGGAUUUCGCAUUUUGAUUUGGACACUACCAGUCGGGGUUAGUUAACUUAGAAUAUUUCGAAUUAUAGCGGCGCUUCACUUAGAGGUGAGAUUAGUGAAAUGUAUGUCGUGAAAUUGGAGCGUGUCGCUUAGAAAGGAAGUACUAAGAAGUAUACUUCUCCUCGUACGUACUCUCCAGAGGUUGAGAGCAAAAGCUUGAAAAUGACGUAGGAGGAGAACUCGUCGACGGAGCAGAGGAAAGAAAUGCGGUACUUCUGGUGGAUUUGCUGGUUCCUUUGGGAGAGUUUUACAACUCUCACUGCUUACCCAAUUUCUUCUCCAGUCCUAACAGAUUCACUAGAUGCACAGGAGUACCGUUCACCUUGGUAUUGGGAACGUUAUUGGCUCCGAUAUACUGUUGGACUCUUCAGUAUUACUGUCACCGCAUUUACUUUGGUUGGAUGUCUGUGUUGCAGAAGACAUCGGCGUCCUGCAGGAUUUCAAGAAGGUGGAGGAAAAUGCGAGCAGGAGUUUAAAGAUGGCAGUACUGCAGGGCAUACAUCAACCUUUGAGAGCUCUCUUGGCAGUCUGGAGCUAGAGGUGUCGCGGACAGUGGCUAUAGUCGAUCGUGUUCAAUUUGAGCCCCUACCAGUGGAACGUAUUGUUCCUAAUACCAAAGCAGCGAUCAAACCAAAGCCACCACCACCUUCUCCUUCCUUAUUUGGAGAAGAUCAUGAUGCAGAUCGAUCAGCGUUGCAGGAACCAUGCCGAGAAUGGUUUGACACUGCCGGUCGCCACAUACCCAGGGAGAAGCUUAAAUAUCUUCGAGAAAUUGGACGUGGGUGGUUUGGUAAAGUGGUUGAGGGUCAAGCAGACUUUGGAAAUUCGAAAACUACCUUGAAGAAUGGAGGCGUCGUAGUGAGAAUCCUCACCGAAGAAGCAACUACAAAGGAGAAAGCUUGGUUUCUUGGUGAAGCAACACCGUACCUGAAACUACGCCAUCGAAAUGUUCUCUCUCUACUGGGUUCUUGUUUGGAAGCUGAUCCAUACUUGCUCCUCUUCGAGUCAUGUCCACCCGGUGACCUCAAAGGAUUUCUUCUCUCAAAUCGUGAUUCUCGUUCUAAGGAUGCCCUUCUUAAGGAAAACAUACCCACUCGUAUUGCAAUUGAAAUAGCAACUGGUUUGCGACAUAUGCACGAACAUGGAUUCGCUCAUACCGAUUUAUCCGCGAGGAACUGUCUCAUUGCAUCUGAUCUAUCUGCGAAGCUGGGCGAUUAUGGAACCGGGGUAGAGAAGUAUCCUGGUGAUUACUACAUUGUCGGCGAUAGAGCAUUGCCUAUAAGGUGGUCCGCACCAGAGAGUAUAGAAUGUACAGAAACUACCAUCGAGACUUGGGAGAUUACUCCUCAAGCAAACUUGUGGAGUUUUGCUGUUCUUCUAUGGGAAAUUGUGACUUGGGGCGAACGACCUUACGAUAAUCUAGGCGAUGAGCAGGUUAUUGAGAUGUUACUUUCUUCAAAAUCAGAAUUUGAAAAGGCUGGCUCACACCUUCUUCUACAACGACUCGAACAUUGUCCACAGAAUCUCUACGACGCGAUGCAACCUAGCUGGAACCUAGAUCCAAUUAAACGGCCUACCCUCGAAGAAGUAAAGCGUAUCCUCAUUGGAGAAAAACAGGAAUCGGAAGACUUUGAGCAGCGAUGGGAAAACCUACGACCAAACACUAUAAAGGAGGAUAAAAGAAGUGCCAGUUUGCAAGAUCUACGGGGUAGCGUUGAUUCUGAACAUUGGUCACGUAUCGAAGAAGAGCUUCAUUCAGCACCACUGGCAUCCUUUCGCUUAGGACCUGGCGAACCUGUUAAGAAUAUCCCAGGCGCUAUACAAAGUAUAUCGCAGCAGGAGUCAGGCUCGGAAACCGAGGAAGAAAGUUGGCGUGGGAGAGUAGAGAGAGGAGCCUAUACAGAGAAAGUUCGACAGAAAUCGAAAUCUGUAGCUGAUCUAAUGGUACUUGUUCACAUAGAUUCGGAUUCCGAAGCUGAGUGGUCAAUGGGAGCUCAAGCUAUAGAAAAACCUGUUAAAAAACGUAUAACAGCCACCGGAAGUGAUGGCGAUCUCAGAAGCACCGUACUUGCUGAUGAAUUCGAUGAAGCCUUAAGGAAACUGCGUGAUCCUUUACAGGGCAGUAUACGGGGAUCUAAGAUAACUGACAUCUCGGAGAGGCCUAAGCUCUUAACCUUAGUGACAGAUCAGGAGAAGACACCAAUAUUAAGGUUAUCAUUUGGACCAAAGGAAACUGAGGUCAUACAAAAAACCGGUACGUUUAGUUCUAACGCCCCUGCGAAAGAUAUUAGUCAUCAGGAAGAACAUGUGUUGAGACUUUUAACCAAGGGAGACCCUAACCAGCCUCUCUUACGAUAUGUGCCUGAUCACGCAUCUUCUUCUGAGAACUUCAAGGAAACACAAGAAUUUCAAACAAUCUACUCUUAUUUGGCAGGGAGCGAGUAUGUCCCUUGCUUCUCGGAUAACUUUAAUGACGACAAUCUUGAUAGAACUGACAGUAAUAUAGUAGAUGUUGAUCUCUGGAAUCAUGUGCUGGAUUCAGCCCUUGAACAAAAAUUACCAGGUUUCUCUGAGGAGGGUGAUAUCAAGGUAGAAUCGGAAUCAUCGUCCUAUCCUGAAGAAGUAGCUCCUGAAUUAAUUGUGACAACAGCAUCUGCACCAGACACACCCCAAUCUCGUGGAAACUAUUCCGAAAUAGGAAAUGGAGAUGAUGAAUUGUCAACUGUGGAGGAACUCGACAUUGAGAGAAAGAAAAUUUCUACGGAUGCUGAAGAGGAGAUAGACAGGAAGCAUCUCUCUACUCCAGACGACGAGAGAAGCUCUGACUCUGGAUUUCGAGAUAAGGAAUCAUGUGAGGAAGAGGAAAGUCCUCUUCCCUGCAUCCCUCCGCCACCCCCACUACUUCCUCUCGUUCAUACCAUGCCGAUAUCCAUAUCACCGGAAGACGAGCAGCUACGGAUACUCUCCGAAUUAGAUGCUAUCCUCGAUGCUGAGUAUUAUGGUACUCCUACGAUUCCAGGAGGGUUGAUCGAGGAAGUGUUAUCACCGGAUGUCCUUGACGAUAAAAUGAUAAAAUCAGAAGAGACACCCCUUUAUACGUGUCCAGAAAUUCUUCAACAACGUCCUAGGUAUCAUAGCCCUGAUCUCGUGGAAGACUUAAGGACAAGUGAUAAUCAAAAAAGUCAGGAAUACGAAAUAUCGAAAGAUGAAAAUAACCAAGAAUUAGAAACUAAUAUUCAGAGUGAGAAAUCAGCUAUCUCCGAAGGAGAAGAAAGCGAAGAAGUACUAGAAAAGCUCAGUAUCAAUACCAAAGUAAAUGAUUCAACUAUCAGUAAUGAUUCCUCUCAUAAAGUUACUCCUCCGAAUGUUACAGUAACUUCUGUCUCAGAAUUUUAUCAAUUAGAUAAUACUCCAGCGAAUGUGGAUCAGUUAUCAACAGGAGAUAAUGAGAAUGAGGACGAAGAUAGCUCCACUAUUAGUUUACGUAGUGAUAAUUCGUACGUUUCCUUUUGUUUAGAUGAAGAGUUUGUAACAGCAAUACGAAAUGAGCUGAAGGAAAAGUUACCACGAGCUCAAAGAACUGUGGUAGAAGCUCAAGAGCCUCACGAUGACGAUGAGCCUUCCAUAGCAAGUGACACUGCUGAAAGUAAACGGUGGGAUGAUGAUGAUUCUGAAGAGUCCCAAGAACAAGGAAGUGGGGUAGUAGACAUAUCUAUUAGAUACAAUGUAUAUGGAACUCCUUUGAGUCCUAUCCUAGAAGAAAGAGAAAGUACAGUUACAUCUGAAUCUAUCAUAUCUAAAGAUGAUUCUAGGGAUGAUUCAAUAGCUUCAAAGGAGUCAGUUCCAUCUGAAGAUGUACUCUUGGUGGAUACCAGAACGAACAAAGCAGUAUUGCUGGAAGGAGUUGGAGAACAGAUGCCAUCUGGUCAAGAAGAUGAUAGAGAUACAUCCAACGAUGAUCUUUCUGACGACGAAGAGAAUGUUCAUUAUAACACUAGGAGUUCUUUACAACGUCACCCACUGGAGAACGAAUCUCGAAUACGGCCAGGAAAUAGUGGUUGUGGUCCAUUGCCAAGUCCUGAAGAAGAGGGAAAGUGGCAGCAACUUCCUCCACCAUUUCCGUUGCCAUUACCCACUCAAGAUGAUCUCAUGUCAACAAGCUUUGCUGGUGAACCAGAUUGGGAUAGUCAGGACGAGGAAGAGGAUGAUGAAGAUGAUGGUGACGAAGAAGAGGAGGAAGAGGAAGAGAACAGUUCUAGUUCCGGCGAGUUUGUUUGGAAGAGAUACGAUGAGCAGGAACCAGCUGGCAAAAUGGAGGACGAGGGAAUGAACGAUGAUAAAACUACAGGAGCGGAGUCUGAAGUGGAUGCUGAUGAGGAUGGAGAGGUCGAGGAUGAGGAAGAGGAAUUUACACCAUCUGCCUGGGACGCUACAUUGGCUCCACAUAGAUCAGCCCUAAGAUCUCCUGAUAAAACGCAGAAAUCCGGGGAUCAAAAGAAGAGCGUGUGGUUUAAGAAGCAGCGCUACCAUUGCGUCUACGAAUACCCUAAGGAGACAUUACCCACCGAAGCGCAGGAUCAGACAGUAACAACCUGGGAGCCAACUUCAUAUGCUGACUGGGAAGAAAUGAUGGACGAACCAAAAUUAGAUCUAUAUCCAUUGGAUUACGAUGAACCUGAUCAUGCAGGAAGCGAAGAAUUCUACGUGAGCAGUUCAAGCCGUCCAUUCCAAUUUCAAGCUGGCAAUGGAAAAUACGUUAGUCAGUUCUUCCCAGGGGCAAAUUCCGGCAUGUUACAGCAAUGUCAGCAACCGGAUCAGGCACAGGAGACUCAUUUGGAUCAAAACGAUCAGCAAUCCUAUCAAGAUCAACAAAAUCAACAUCAGUUAGGCGAACUGAGGCAUACCAGAGAUCGUUUGAAGUUAAAUCUACUGUCGUCUAAUGGUACUAAUGUGAUACCAUGUAAUCCCACAACGCUAAGUAAUGAUAUCCACGAGAGUGCAGUUGAUUCAAGAGCAGAGAAAGUACAAGAACCACCAGAAGUUACGAUCCUCGAACAAGAAAUAGUAUCACCAACCGUACAAAAUGAAAAAGAGUGCAAGAGUGACAGUUCUCCGGUAAAACCAGACUUGUCACCUUGCAAGACUGUCGACGAUGAUAAACUGAUGGUUGUACCAACCGGACUACCAUAACCGUCCGAAAAUCAUGAAAACGUCCAAACAAACGAGACGUGUAGUGUACUAGGACACGAUUAGAAAAUUCAUCAUUAAUGAGAAAAAGCUGUAGAAAAUGACAGAGUUCAAGAGAAGAGAAUACCCGAUUGGCCAAAGUCCGUCCGUAUGCAAUCUCGUCAAUUAGACAGUGUUUCCCUGCAUCACAGACGAGAUUAUUACUGUACUUUCAAUCCCAAUUUUUUGUAUAUAAUAACACAGGUCUAGCAAUUACGAUCUUACUAUUGCGAACCGAUCGGCAAUUUUAUAUAGACACUUAGGUUUAUGCACUGGCUUAGCGAUAUCUAAUGUUUUGUCAGGCACGUUUCUCAUGAAAUUAAUUAUGUUUCUCCGUCCAAAAUUAUAGAGAUCUCAGCCACGCGUUGUUGAUCGAACGACUUCUCGUACCAGACGAAAAGUAAAAUGGUCAAGAAUAGCGUAGAAACGGUAUUAUACAAUAAUAGCUCCCUUGCAUGCCUGUCCUCUGCCAGGCGAACACUGGAGUUCAAAACGGAAAAUAAGUAAAGGGAGGAAGCUGAUAUAAAACAAGGACAAACCAUACUUAAAAUCAAGAAUCGAGUAAAUUUCGUUAUGCGUGUAAAUAUUUAUUAUUUUAAUGGUACAGUGUACGCAUCAAUGGUAGUGCCUAUAUUUUCAGUCAUCAUCGUUUCAUUCUCACUCGUUAAUCAUUAUUACUUCAUGGUUUCAAUUUAUAUAUAUAUUCAUGCUAUACAUAUAUAUUAUUAUUGUUAUAAUUAGUCGCAGACUGCUCUCUAUUUUACAAAUAAUUAUAACGAGCGCAGCUCAAGUCUGCGCUGCUCGUUAUCCCUCAUAUGUUGCCCUUUUAGAACGCGAACCUGUGAUACUGGUUGCAUUAAUUAGUUCUUGUUUUUUUCUUUUCUCUUGUCUAUUUUCUUUUUGACAGCCGCACGUUGUGUGGUGAAGAAAUCGUACUUUGAUAGUUAUAUGGUGAGGAUCAUGUAUGGGAACGUGUUGUCUGUUUUUUGAUUUAUUGUGUCAGAAUUGCUUGGACUGUUUUGAAAAGAAAGAUAAUUUAAAUAAUGAUGGUAAAGAUAGGCAUUGCAGAUUUUGCAAGAGAAAUUAUUUGUAUAUUAUAUCUUUACUGGAAAUCUCAAAGCGUAGAAUAAACAGGCAUUAUUCGGUUAAUGAAUUUAAACGAUUUUUAUCUUUUACAAAAAUAUCUGUACCACGAAAAUUGUUCAUUUUAUAUCGUAGCGUAUUUCACAGCUUGGCAUAUAGACAUUAUUAUAUAUUUUUAAAAAAGUGCUUACGGUGCUUGCUAUAUAUAUACUGUCGUUACUGGCAUCAUCGUGAUCAUCACCGUGACUAUUACAGCAGUUAUCGUUAUUAAAGUUACAUCAUAACUCUUAUCACUAUUCGUAUUACUCUGUUGCGUCUAAGUUCUAACACAGUUCUAUAGUCAUUACUUAUUAUCAUUAUCACUUUCAUCAUCAUACAUGUUCAUCAUUAUUACAAUCUAUAGAAUAACAUCCAAAUAGAGGACGAUUAAUAUAUUGUUAUAUAGAAUCAGUAUAUCGUGAUAAUCGCCUGAUGUUUUGAACACGAUAUCUUCAAUCAAGUAAAUCAAUAAUUUAUAAA
This is a messenger RNA of Cephus cinctus (wheat stem sawfly), 7809 nucleotides long. RefSeq lists its product as uncharacterized. The transcript is spliced from 8 exons. Gene Ontology annotation, biological process: protein phosphorylation. Lineage: Eukaryota; Metazoa; Arthropoda; Insecta; Hymenoptera; Cephidae. Gene Ontology annotation, molecular function: ATP binding; protein kinase activity. Bases 1186 to 6171 code for a protein of 1661 amino acids. The record is from RefSeq and is a predicted model, not a curated record.